AUGGCAUCAACGCUCAACGUCAUUCUCCGCAACGACACUGGCUCUGCACAGCUAUAUGCUCACAUCACCGGCCGGGACGAUAAAGGGGUCGUGAUACUCAGCUCAGACGGCAAAACCGCAGUUCGUCCUGCAAACCCUAGCCGUACUCUUCAGCCGCUUGGCGCCGACUGCGCUAUUCCCAUCGGCGCUUCCGGCACAACACGAACCAUUUCCAUCCCUCGGAUCUUUGGCGCACGCAUCUGGUUUUGUAAGGAGAAGCCUUUGAACUUCUUCAUCAACCCCGGACCGGCGCUGGUCGAGCCGUCCGCAACAAAUCCUGCGGAUCCCAACUAUGACCUGGACUGGGGCUUCUGCGAAUUUACGUGGAACCAGCAAGAGCUGUACGCCAACAUUUCCUUUGUUGACUUUGUCGGCCUCCCAAUUUCCCUACAGCUCAAGACAGGAGACGGCAAAGUCAAGACCGUGCCCGGGAUGCCCUCGGAUGGACUGGACAAGGUUUGCUCCGGACUCGAAGCCCAGGCCAAGAUUGACGGCAAGGGCUGGGACAAGCUCGUGAUACGUUCGUCCGCGGGGGCCUACCUGCGAGCUCUGAGCCCGAACUCGGGCAGUGUUUUGACCAGGGGCUUGUUCGACGGUUACUAUCAGUCUUAUGUCGAUUCCGUCUGGAACAAGUAUACGUCUGAAGACUUGACUGUCAAUACUCAGUUCACAUGGGGCGACGUCGUGGGCCGUGUCAAGGACGGCAAACUGACCUUUGGCUCGGUUGGCUCCUUUGGCAAACCGUCGGCACUCGACAUUUUCACUUGCAGCACCGGACCGUUUGCCGCCGGCCCAGGCGUAACGGAUGAAAAGCUCAACAUUGGCGCGCGACUUGCCGCUGCACUGAACCGCUCCACGCUGCUGGUGGACGCGAGACAACCCGAAGGCGAAAAGAUCAACAUGUAUUACAAGGAUGCGGUUACCAACCACUACUCGAGAAUCUGCCACCAAGUCAGCGUCCAGGGUCGAGGUUACGCGUUCCCCUAUGAUGAUGUCGGGCCAUCAUCUGGCGAGGACCAGUCUGGUUUCGUAAACGAUCCAAAUCCUCAGGAACUGACCGUUUCCGUUGGCAGGCCCCUCCAAGGCUAG
Metarhizium album ARSEF 1941 is the source of this 1128-nucleotide messenger RNA. Its product is annotated as CBM6-containing protein. The transcript has a single exon. NCBI's taxonomy places the organism in Eukaryota, Fungi, Ascomycota, Sordariomycetes, Hypocreales, Clavicipitaceae. Bases 1 to 1128 code for a protein of 375 amino acids. The record is from RefSeq and is a predicted model, not a curated record.